CCGAAAGGAGCCGUGCAGCACGUUUUACCAUAUAUUAUUCCGCUAUAAUAAACGGCCUUUACUAUACCAUAUCCGCCUUGUCCAGAGUCUCAACUUGGUCUCGCUUCUCAUAUACUUAUUCAUCAACAUUUGUAGAUCAAUCAGUCGCCUGCAGUGUCGAACCAGCCCAAUACCAAACCAAUCAGGUGGUUGUUCGAUUAAAUGAAUCUUCAGACGUCGUUGAUGACGUGCUGCUGAUAAAGUGAUACAGGCAUUAAUUAACACACUGCUUUGAAGUUUACUGCUUGGAGAUUUGGACGCAUGCCUCGAAGCUCCGGUAUCAAACGUAACAUCCCUACCGAAAAGUUGACAAAACAAAAAGGAGCAAGGUGGUAUGAUUUUCAAAAGUCAUGCUUUCCUACACGUUAACUUGUUGUCUGAAAAUUAAAUAUACGUUUUACUCAACUGCGUUACCCACUCCAGUCAGCAAAUGGCGGUCUGGGAAUUUAAGGUUAUGCUGUUAUUGUGACGUAUGAUCUAGUGGACGGAACGCUUCUUUCAGCAGCAGCAACAGUUAGUCAGCCACCUCGGUAGCUUGCUAGACAAAAUAGCCGAACCAAUAAAGCUCUUUAGACGCUUUCGUGUAUAUUAGCCACUGUGUUUUAAACCCACUUCUGUCAUCUAGUUAGUUAUCCGUUUUAAUUUCAUAUUUACGGUGUUGUUGUUAUUAGUCAGCUAGCGAGCUGGUUAAGUUAGCAUUGGCCUAGCUAACAUCUCCGACCAUGCGGCCAGUAAGCUACUCUCCUUCUAAUGAAGAGGAGGCUAUCACAAUAAAACAAGAAGUAGAGGGUGAAAGAGGAGGAGUAUGCAGUUUAUGGAUUGAAAGAGGAGGAGGGGGAGAUGACCGUCCCGUCCAAAAAGGAGGAGGAAGAAGAGGAGGACCCUGGAUAUCUGGGCCCGGUUUCCCAAACGCAUCUUAAGGUGUCCGAUGGUUCUAACCGUGCAGUUAGCCAUAAGAUGGUUUUGAGAAACCGUUCCCUGAUAAACACUAGAGAGAUACAGGACUAUCGUGGAUCCUCUGGGGAGCCUGAACAACCUCAUGAUGCUGAUGAGGCAGAGAAGAGUCUCUCCACAUCAGGACAUGUCAAGAAACACCUGCAGAGACCCACUGGGAAGAGAACUCACUGCUGCUCUGACUGUGGGAAGAGAUUCACCUCCUCAUCAGGCAUUAAAAUUCAUCAUAGAAUCCACACAGGAGAGAAGCCUUAUAGCUGUGGUCAAUGUGGGAAGAGUUUUUCUACUUCUAGAUAUCUGACUAUACACCAGAGAACACACACAGGAGAGAAACCAUAUAGCUGUGGUCAAUGUGGGAAGAGUUUUGCUAGAUCAAACAUUCUGACAUUCCACCAGAGAAUACACACAGGAGAGAAACCUUAUAGCUGUGACCAAUGUGGGAAGAGUUUUACUUCAUCUAGCAGUCUUAUUGUACACCAGAGAACACACACAGGAGAGAAACCUUACAGUUGUGAUCAAUGUGGGAAGAGUUUUACUUCAUCUAGUGGUCUUAUUGUACACCAGAGAACACACACAGGAGAGAGACCUUAUAGCUGUGAUCAAUGUGGGAAGAGUUUUAAUUCAUCUAGCUGUCUUACUGUACACCAGAGAACACACACAGGAGAGAAACCGUUUAACUGUGAUCAAUGUGGGAAGAGUUUUACUACUUCGAGCUAUCUGACUCUACACCAGAGAACACACACAGGAGAUAAACCUUUUAGUUGUGGUCAAUGUGGGAAUAGAUUUGCGACAUCUGGUUCUCUGACUGUACACCAAAGAACACACACAGGAGAGAAACCUCAUAGCUGUAAUCAAUGUGGGAAGAGAUACUCUGAUAAAAGAUCUCUUAUUAAACAUCAGAAAAUACAUGAAGGAGUUGUUUCAUGAUAUCAAUGAAUUAAUGUUUUAACAUCGUAGGAGUAUUUUUAUGAUGUCACAAUGAAGCUUUAAACGUUUGCCCCCUUAUCAAUUGAUUUCAACAUGAUAUGGAUAUUAGCCCCAGCUGCAAUAUACAGGCUCUGAAAUGAAAUAGUUACUAUUUAUGAGAUUUAACAAAAAGUGACUAACAAAAAAAAGGUUUGUUAGCUCGUUAGUCAGUAUGUGUUAAACCUGUGCUGACUUGUCCAUCUCGUUAGUGGGAAGGUGUUUCACCUGAGCUGGUCCAGGUUCUAUUUAAUAGUGUCUGGGCCAGUGCUCCAGUUGUCUUGAUAGAUGUAGAGAGUCAACACCUUCAGUUGCUCAACUUUUUUGGUUUGCUUCCUGUCUUUCAGUUUGUUUUGGGUUUUUCUUUUGUUUUCCUCUUGGGCAGAUUUAGUGGGUCUCAUGGUGGGUGUCUUUUAGGUCCCAGUUGUUGUUACUAGUCAACUUUCAGUGAACACCAUAGUGUCUAUCGGAACCCCUCCUAAAAAACAAGUUAUGUUUUGGGUUGGAUGUAGCAUAUUGUUAAUAUUUUAAUCAAUGGCAUUUCCUUACAAUGCUCAUUAGUCUUUCAGUUGUUAGUCUUCUGUUUUUUAUUCUCAUUGUUUUGCAUCCAUGUCUGAAAUGUGCUGUAUAAAUAAAGCUUGAUAUGGUUUGAACAUAUUGCAAAAACAAAUUAACCCAAUGAAUGAUCAAUCAACAGACUCUUGGUCCAUCUUAGUAUGAAAAACAGUAUAUUCCCACUUUUCCAGCCUGCUAAAGGCGAGGUGGAGUGGUAAACACCACCCCUGGCUCUACCAGGGGCUUGAGGUGGUCUCCCACAGCUCUGCUUAUGUCAUGUUCUGUGGCUUUGCCGUUCCAUUUCUUGACUGCCCCUGCAACACAUUUAGUCAUAUUAAAUAAAACAAGAUAUGGAGCAUCUAAGGCCUCAGUUACCCCUGGAACCUAAAUGUGACUUCUGUCAUCUGAUCAUUCCAAGCUGCAUUAGGUCUGGAUGCACAAAAGUCACAAUAUGCUGCAUUAUGUUUAGAUCAGCCAGGAUGGGCAUUGUGUUCCGAAUUUGAGUCUGGCCACCAAAUAUGCAUAAACAAUGUAAAAG
Molecule: messenger RNA, 3049 nt
Organism: Oncorhynchus keta (chum salmon)
Lineage: Eukaryota; Metazoa; Chordata; Actinopteri; Salmoniformes; Salmonidae
Product: gastrula zinc finger protein XlCGF17.1-like
Exons: 2
Coding region: 880-1920 (346 amino acids)
Biological process (GO): negative regulation of transcription by RNA polymerase II; regulation of immune system process; regulation of cytokine production
Source: RefSeq, a predicted model, not a curated record